AUGGAGAGCGAAGCAGAGCCAGACGCUGUACGGGAAGUGUAUGAAAGAGCAAUAGGAAAUGUCCCCCCUGCUGAGGAAAAGCGACUGUGGAGGAGAUACAUCUACCUGUGGAUUAACUACGCUCUAUACGAGGAACUUAUCGCCAAGGUGAACAUGGACCACGGGCAGCCAGUCUCUCUUUUUUCUUAGUCGUCGAGCAGGACGGGCGAGACACGAAACGCGCGCGACUGAAGGCGCGAGAUGAGAGUGGCGCGAAAUAUGAGACACUUUUUUCUUCUCGCGCUGCCACCCUCGUUUCUUGCUUCUCUCGCGCGGAUUCGCCGCUUGACGCACUCCCCUCACUAAAUCUGAAGAAAAACAGAGACUGCUCACAGUCCAAGGUGGCAGAAAGCUUGACAUUUACCUUUAAGGUUAUACAAGGCCUUGAACGUUUUCAUUCAUUUUAAAGUCAAGGGACACAAGCCUCUUGUUUGUUUCAAACGUCGAACUUUACAUGUGCCGAAUCUAAUAUAAAUUUGCGAGAAAAAUAAAUUCUCCUCUUUACAGCGUAGCAUUAAAUUCAGCAAAUGUGAAGUUCGCUGUUUGAAACGCAAACGGUUCAGGCAUUACUCUGAUUACGCUUUUACAGUAGCAACUCCAGCCACUGGCUGACAUGCAAUAUUAAGACUAAAAGAAAAAAUGUAAAAACUGUUAAAUUUCUAAUCUACCGUUUUUGUUUUGUAGGACAUGGAACGUACAAGGCAGGUCUAUCGGGCUUGCUUGGAUCUUAUACCACACAAAAAGGUGUAGUGCGAUUGUAAGACAGAUAACAUCUUAAUUCAGCAUGGGUGAUGUCCUAAAUUACAUGUAACUACAGUAUACAAUUGUUGUUCACGAGUAAGGUUAAAGUAAAUGUUUCAAGGUUACAGUGGUUUCUUCUCCUGCGGUAGCUUACAAUAUUAGUGUAGACAUUUCUCGCCUUAGUGUGAACAAAGUUUUCGUCUUUUUACAGUUUACCUUUGGCAAAGUGUGGCUGUUGUAUGCCCAGUUUGAAAUUCGCCAAAAAGAUCUCAAGGCAGCUCGACAGGCAUUGGUAAGUCGAACACAAAGUACUUAGAGGCUACAGAUUAAAUAAAGAAGAAGCGUUUUCAGGAAUGAAUAAGUCAAUCACCAUCACUCAUAGCUCGACAUAGCGAGGAUUGAUAGAGCGGGAUUUACCUCACAAUCCGAGCCUUAGAGUACAUUGAUCUGUUGUUUUAAAAACCAACAAGACUUGAAUUGGUUUUAUAUGCAAAACAUUUGAGGUAAGCAUCGUCACUGAAAGGUGUUAGCACCGUGAAAAAAAGACUUCUGAGUGCAGAAUGUAGAACGUCUUGCUACCUGGAAACUAAAAUUUAUUUUCCUCUGUUUCUAGGGCACUGCAAUUGGUAAAUGUCCAAAGGACAGACUCUUUCGAGAAUACAUUGGACUUGAGUUACAGGUUAGUAGAAUUAAAACUGCCGUUCUUCUAACCUUUUAUGUGGGUCAUGAUUUUGGACAAGUGAAAGCAAGGUGAAUAGGAAAAAAUCAUUUCCAUAUCUCUGAAUAGUUUCCCACUAUGACUCGCUUUGAAACAGAGGAUUGAAGCAACUCGGAAAAAGUCUAUUAGCAAUCAGCCUCUUGUGUUUGGAAGAUCUUAUGAUUCGUAAUUAUGUCUAAUUAUUUUACAGCUUCGUGAGUUCGACCGCUGUCGUAAGUUGUACGAGAAAUUUCUCGAGUUCAACUCUGCCAACUGCACCACGUGGGUCAAGGUAAACAAUGUAUUCAAAACGUUUUUGUCAAAUUUAAUAAAAUNCUUAGAGGCUACAGAUUAAAUAAAGAAGAAGCGUUUUCAGGAAUGAAUAAGUCAAUCACCAUCACUCAUAGCUCGACAUAGCGAGGAUUGAUAGAGCGGGAUUUACCUCACAAUCCGAGCCUUAGAGUACAUUGAUCUGUUGUUUUAAAAACCAACAAGACUUGAAUUGGUUUUAUAUGCAAAACAUUUGAGGUAAGCAUCGUCACUGAAAGGUGUUAGCACCGUGAAAAAAAGACUUCUGAGUGCAGAAUGUAGAACGUCUUGCUACCUGGAAACUAAAAUUUAUUUUCCUCUGUUUCUAGGGCACUGCAAUUGGUAAAUGUCCAAAGGACAGACUCUUUCGAGAAUACAUUGGACUUGAGUUACAGGUUAGUAGAAUUAAAACUGCCGUUCUUCUAACCUUUUAUGUGGGUCAUGAUUUUGGACAAGUGAAAGCAAGGUGAAUAGGAAAAAAUCAUUUCCAUAUCUCUGAAUAGUUUCCCACUAUGACUCGCUUUGAAACAGAGGAUUGAAGCAACUCGGAAAAAGUCUAUUAGCAAUCAGCCUCUUGUGUUUGGAAGAUCUUAUGAUUCGUAAUUAUGUCUAAUUAUUUUACAGCUUCGUGAGUUCGACCGCUGUCGUAAGUUGUACGAGAAAUUUCUCGAGUUCAACUCUGCCAACUGCACCACGUGGGUCAAGGUAAACAAUGUAUUCAAAACGUUUUUGUCAAAUUUAAUAAAAUAGCAUUUAAAAUGAUCUAAGCUAGAAACUCAUCAACAGUUUUCAAAACAGUACCACACGAAGCUUAAAGUAUUGCUCGGUAGCUUUGUUAUAAAAUGGUCAUUAGCUCUGAUUUAGUUUUCCAAAUCAUAUGUUACAACCACCCUCAGGUUCCAAAUGUCAAGGGUUGUCACAAUCCCUAACUUUGAAGACAAAUCCGUAAUGACCCUUACAAGAACCCCGGCGGGAGCGGCGGCGGGGGGGGGGGUUACUGCCAUAUAUGAGCUAUAUGGGUAUGUGCCGCUGUGAAGGGUUUGGUUUUCAAGCUGUUUACUGUGGGAUAGAGUUUAUAAAUCAGAGAGUUUACGUCUAACUGAUCAAUUGGUUGAAGAUUUUAGUCUAGACUAGGUAAACCCGGAAUUGCCACUCAAAAAUGUAAAAAAAUAAAAUCGGCAAAUGUAUAUGUACGCAACUCAGCCUAAACGCUACAUCUAGGAUACGGGGAUAUUUUGGGAGUUUAGUCUAGAAAAGGUUAGUAAAUUUCAGCUGAACUAGUUCUGGUGUAGGCUAAGGGUUCCAGGGUCCCAGCGGCACACCCCCACCCAAAAAUUCCUAAAGUACCACACCACUCCCCCCGGGACAAGAACAUCUUAAAGUUCCCUAAGAUACCCAAUAUGAAUUAUGUACAAUCUCCACCACAACUCCUCAAAUUACACGCGUGGAUGUGCUUCUUGAUUUAGUUAAGCGGCUGAUCAGCGAAACGAACAAUAUAUAUAAUAUAAGUUGUUGUUGCUUUCCUUCCCUUAGUACGCAGAACUGGAGACCAUCCUCGGUGAUACCGACAGAGCCCGGGCCCUUUUUGAGCUAGCUGUCAAUCAACCGCUGUUGGAUAUGCCAGAGGUAAAUUAUAGCGGGCCUCAGUUUUUUUGUAAUUCCUAUGAAUCACCGAGCGUCCCGUUACCUCAAACUCGGAGGCGAUUUCCUGCGAGUGCGCUCUAGUAACUUACUUUUCUGUCUUAAAGGGAAAAUUAUGUUUUAUGUAUUCAAUGUAUAGCAUCCUUAACUUGUUAAAUCGGUAUAUAAGGUUAAUAACGUACCACAACGAAAUGACUUGAAAAGACGCUGAAAAAGCUAAAGCAUAGUCAGUCUACGAAUGCAUUAAAAAAAUUUCUCCUCAAGACGAUUAAAGGAGGCAUUUAUAUUUGAAUUGGAAUUUGUUUUCCUGAAAUUUUUUUGGGACUAAAACAAUCAGAAAACUUUGUUUUAGUCUAAUAUUGGCAAAAAUGUUUUUUUUCCAGUAUCAAAUAGGUUCUGUUCUAUCGUUGAAAUCUUAAACAGGAAGUAGAAUUGCAAAGGAGGGCGAACUACCCAUGACCGGAAAUGACGUUUACCCUUAGUUUAAAUAAUAUUUUUUCACCCCUUUGUGUUGUACCGCCGUGAUCGUCUAGUGGUUAGGACACUGCGUUGUGGCCGCAGUAACCCAGGUUCGAAUCCUGGUCUCGGCAUUUUUUUUUUCCUCCUCUUUUUUUGUUUGUUUUUAAUUCUUCACCGUUAAUUCGACAGAUUUUUUUUUUUGAUUCCUCCAUCCGUUAGAAAAAAACUGAAGGAUUUCUUCCUUUCAAUAAAAUAAUUUUUUGACUGAUAUUCGUGUUAUGUCCUUUCGAUCUUCACACACAUGACAGCUUUUUAUUAAAGUUUCUAAAAACAUUUCAUAUCUUUGACACUUAACAUUUUAAUACUUUAUAGGUGUUGAGUUAAAUCCUGAUUUUCUUUCCUGGGCAGGUUUUGUGGAAAGCUUACAUAGAUUUCGAAAUAAACUUGGAGGAAUACGACAAAACCCGAGAUUUGUAUGAAAGACUUCUAACAAGAACACAGCAUGUGAAGGUAUGGACUGUGUUAACUUUUCGCCAGGGUUUGUAAUUUCCGUAAGGCUCCCUUAAAACCUCGUCCAAAAUCUAACCCGAACAAAAAUACACUUUGUAGGAAACCUCCGCGAUGGUGAAUCGAGGGCGCGGAGCGAGUCUUUGAGAGUACUAGUUGCACCGAGUGUGAUUUUUGCGCCUCCCGUCAAAUCUGACGCAUAAUUUUUUUUAAAUUUCGCAUAGGAGAGUUUAUUUGUGAAGUAAAGUUUCAAUGAAGGUGUAUUCCCGCUAGCAAACGCUAAAUAAACCCGUACUAAACUCUCCAGUGUUUAGUCGCCAUCUUAAAUAUUGGGGUGACCGAGGGGGGAGUUGGGGCGAGCUAUGUGGAACCUUCUCAGUUCCCUCAUUUCUCCUUUCAGGUGUGGAUAAGCUUUGCACAGUUUGAGGCAUCAACAGGAACAGAUGAAAGCAUGGAACAAGCAAGGUUUGUUGAUGAAAAAAAUUGUAAUUCGUCUUGACUUAUGCAAAGUAUAGGGUGCAUCGUCGCUAUUCAGUUGUUUGGAGUUGUUUUAGUGAUAACACUGUCAACCUUAUUGCCUGCCGUGAAUCAGCACCGGGUGAACGUAAAUGUCGGCUGUGUUUAGCAGACGUCCGUGGGGGAGAAAUGAAUGAGUGACAAACGAACCCCAAAGGACGUCUGCGGGGAGGCUAGGUAUAAAAGACUGACCGAUUAAAUUUUCAGACUGCAGGCCUCGUGGUAGAGCAGAGCAGGGGUUUUUGAAAUCUUUAGCCGUGGCAUGUUGCUCGCUCGAAAUAUGAUAAGCUUAAGUCUAGGAUUAGUUACCAUGGCAACGCUUAUCAGGGCUGAGUUGUUCAAAGCUGGGUUAAGAUAACCCAGGGUAAGUGCGAGAUUUGAAUUCAGAUUUGAAAGCUUAAAAAGCAUUUCAGUUUCAAUUCUUUUUGUCUACAAGAUGAUGCUUGGAAGCUCUAAAAAUAACAGAGAAAACUAUCCGAGAAAAAUGCUUUAGAACACAAGAACAAGAAAAAGAAAACCGGGGUUAAAUAUAACUCCGGGUUAAGCGCUAAUCGGCCUUCGAACAACUGGGCCCAGGCUUUUAGUUAACCCUAGAUUAGAGUUAACCGAACUUCAAACAUCCCUAAUCGUCUCGAUCUUCUGAAUCGUCCCAAGGAUCGUUGAAACGAUCCAGCGAUGCUGAGGUUUUCCAUUUAAUCUUCUUGCCCGCCAGUGGAGAUCAGAAGCGCGCGCUUUGCCAAUCAUUCUUGACAUUAUGUGUCUAGUUCUUCAAGAGCUAUAAUCUUUUCCUGAAUCCUUUUAUUUUCUUCAGGAGUGUUUACGAACGUGCUGACAAGUCGCUUAGAAAUGUAGAAGAAAAAGAAGAGCGGGUCAUGCUGUUAGAAGCGUGGAAAGAGUUCGAGGUAUUUCAUCUUUGUCGUAUGCCCAUGUGCCCCCUAUUGCCUCUUUCGCGCUCCUCUCACGUUCGCGCGCGUCUUAAACGCGCGUCUAACCUUCUGUUUCGAACGCCUGUCAAGCUGCCUUCCACGCAGGGCUAUCGGUCGUUUCGAUACAAGUUUAUUCAGUCGACUUGUAAAUUUUUUCACGUACUUGGCUUAAGGAACGAAGAAUAUUAACCCAAAACGUUUUCCUGUCCACACGCAAGCCAUAUAGUGAAGUGGUCGAAAUUUUUGUGCAGUUUCACUGCUCGAGUUUGUAUCGAAACGACCGCGGUACUGAGACGAAGCCAUACUGAGUCGGUGUGACACUGGCUCCUCUAUUUAAGUCAAAUACUGUCUUGUUGUUUCAGACUGAACACGGAAACGACACAUCACAAGAAAGAAUUAAGAAGAAGAUGCCUCGGCGUGUAAAGAAACGAAGGAAAGUCCAAACAGACGACGGGGUAGGGGAUAUAGUUUCAUUUCAAUUUGCUUGUCUUUUUGCUAUACUUGUUUUUCACUAGCCCUCGAGCAAGCUGUCCAUUUCGAGUGGCGAGAGAAGUGAACCGCGAGAAAUCGCGCGCUCUCGCGUGACUUCUUGCAAAAUGGAGAGCUUGCUCGCAGGCUAAUUUCCACACGGUUCUUUGUUGCUCGGCCCCUUCCGGUCUUCACAAAUUUAUUGGACGAUUGAGCACAAUAAACCCUUGUAAUUUCGUUAGAGGAUACUCCCUCAACGUUUGAAAGAUACCGGAUACCGAACGACCACCAUCUUUUGAGGAGUAAACUUUCUCUCUGUUUCGUUUGCAGUCUGACGCCGGCUGGGAAGAAUACUACGACUACAUUUUCCCCGACGACGAGGCAAGCAUGCCGAACUUUAAACUUCUCCAAAUGGCUAGGCUUUGGAAAAAGCAGAAGGAAGCACAAAAUGAACAGUAACAGUAGCCGCUACUUUGUACAGAACGGUCAGCGUUUCGAUAAUAAAACUCAGUUAAAUAUGGAAGGGAAAUAACCCAAGCUUCAUUCGUUCAAUGUUUUCUUUCGUCUAUCGAACGUGGUAAAUUAUUGAAAAUGUUGAGUUUGUAGCUAAGUAGUGGUGGCCUCAGGCAUUUCUGCUUUUUUUAAGUUGCGAGAAUUCAUCGCGAUACUAACGCAGGAAUGUUUUGCUAAAUAAAAAGAAAAACAAAUUCAAGUGCAAAAUAUCAGUGAACUUUUUAAACGCACG
This is a messenger RNA of Porites evermanni, 7048 nucleotides long. The record is from the annotation of a GenBank genome assembly. Lineage: Eukaryota; Metazoa; Cnidaria; Anthozoa; Scleractinia; Poritidae.